AUGGCGCUGAACGCGGCUUUCCGUCUCUUAACACAUUUAACAACCUCAGUGCGACGUUACGUCUUAACGGCUGCCCUGCUGCAGAAAUACUCCCACAUCCGCAAGACGCGGCCGGACGGAAACUGCUUCUAUCGGGCCUUCGGCUUCGCGCACCUGGAGGCGCUGCUGGAGGACGGGCAGGAGCUGCAGAGGUGGUUCAUGGAGCUGAUCGAGCGCGUGGAGCGGCGGGUGCCGCUGCCGGAGCUGCUGGCGGCGUUCAACGAGCCCAGCACCUCGGAUUACCUGGUGGUUUACCUGCGGCUCCUCACCUCGGGCUGCCUCCAGCGCCACCAGCGCUUCUUCCAGCACUUCCUCGAGGGGGGGCGCAGCAUCAAGGAGUUCUGCCAGCAGGAGGUGGAGCCCAUGUGCAAGGAGAGCGACCACAUCCACAUCAUCGCCCUCGCACGGGCCUUGCACGUCUCCAUCCUGGUGGAAUACAUGGACCGGGGGGAGGGGGGGGCCACCAACCCCCACGUGUUUCCCGAGGGCUCCCAGCCCCGCGUCUGCCUCCUCUACCGCCCCGGGCACUACGACAUCCUCUACAAGUGAGCGCACCAGGGCCUUGCACGAGGGCCUUGCACGAGGGCCCGGCACCAGGGGAUGACACCAGGCCCCCCCUC
Calidris pugnax (ruff) is the source of this 659-nucleotide messenger RNA. RefSeq names its product ubiquitin thioesterase OTUB1-like. Gene Ontology annotation, biological process: negative regulation of double-strand break repair; protein K48-linked deubiquitination. Gene Ontology annotation, cellular component: nucleus. The transcript has 5 exons. The record is from RefSeq and is a predicted model, not a curated record. Gene Ontology annotation, molecular function: ubiquitin binding; cysteine-type deubiquitinase activity. NCBI's taxonomy places the organism in Eukaryota, Metazoa, Chordata, Aves, Charadriiformes, Scolopacidae. Bases 1 to 588 code for a protein of 195 amino acids.